Molecule: messenger RNA, 267 nt
Organism: Closterium sp. Yama58-4
Lineage: Eukaryota; Viridiplantae; Streptophyta; Zygnematophyceae; Desmidiales; Closteriaceae
Source: the annotation of a GenBank genome assembly
AUGAUAGAAGACUUUGAUGUUUGGUGGCUGUUGAGAUCUGAUUGCUGGUUCGAUGAGCACGAGCACGAGCACGAGCACGAGCACGAGCACGAGCACGAGCACGAGCACGAGCACGAGCACGAGCACGAGCACGAGCACGAGCACGAGCACGAGCACGAGCACGAGCACGAGCACGAGCACGAGCACGAGCACGAGCACGAGCAUCACAGCGUUGUUUCGGGGAGCGUUUCGCGUGGCAGGAAGGGCAACGCGGCAGCAGCUUACUAG